This is a messenger RNA of Sycon ciliatum, 5093 nucleotides long. RefSeq names its product receptor-type tyrosine-protein phosphatase F-like. Gene Ontology annotation, molecular function: protein binding. The coding region runs from base 748 to 4356 and encodes 1202 amino acids. Gene Ontology annotation, biological process: cell-cell adhesion. The transcript is spliced from 16 exons. The record is from RefSeq and is a predicted model, not a curated record. NCBI's taxonomy places the organism in Eukaryota, Metazoa, Porifera, Calcarea, Leucosolenida, Sycettidae.
CACUCACAGGGAGUCUGGGAAGCAGGCUGGGUGAAAACUGGGGAGCUUACGACAAGCACGUCACGGCCACAGAGGACAGGAACUGGAGCAGUCGAGAUCACCAUGAUCACUGGUAACUAAUACUUGCACUUUCGCUUCGUUCCUUUCGUCAGACAGAAGGACACCUCGAUGGAGCUAGCGUGCUAGUACAUAAUCAUUGUAGGUCCACGAGUAUCAUCAGGUCAACGACCUGGUCAGUUUCACACCCGCCGCCGAUGAUCCAGGUUAUGUAGCUGUGUGAUAUGCUGGCACUGGGAUUACUGAGAGCACUGCUAUUCGCACACAUAACCCGUAGUACUUCAUACUCCCCAGUUACAGUCAGAACUGUACAUCUCUGACACACUGGAACAGUGGAAGCGGCAUCCCGGUCGCAAGUCCAUAUCCCAGUGCAUUGUAGUGGCAAGAACGAUUGUGAUAGCUGAGUUGUGAAGAGAACGACCAUUUUGUGACUUGCAACCGCUUCCGUCGACGCGUCCUGUCUUGUUGCUGCUCAAGCCUAGCGGUCGGAAGUUGAAAGCGAAGCUGAAAGUACCGCUAAGAUCUUAGCACAGACCCUGGAGAGAGUGAGAGAGAUUGUACUUCCUCUACACCGAUGGGAAUCUACCGAUUAGGAUCGAACAAGUGAAAACAGAGCGAUUGCGGAGGAGGGCGAUUGUCAUCCAGUGCAAGAAGUGUGUGACAGUGUGAAGAGGUGGAGAGGUGAUAACAAUGUUGCUGAGUACCAGCGUGCCAUUUCACCGCAGAACAGUCACCACCUUAGCUGCCAUUCUGCUGGCAUGCUGCUGUAUUAAUCCACAACCAUGUCAUGCGACUAAGAACGAGGUACGCCAGAUCAAAAUCACCACGUCCGUUGGUCCAAGUCCCCUGUAUCCGACUCCCGACCUGCCAUGGAAUGUGGUGCAGCGAGGCCAGCAGGUCAAUGUCACGUGCACAGACGCGACUGCACCUCCCGCACAGCCCAUCACACUGCAGCAGAAUCACAUUGCGCUGACCAAGCGGCUGCAGAGUGUACGCGGUGCCAUGACAACUAUACACAAACAUGGUGUCACCCAGAUCACCAUAUCAAGUUUUGAUGAGGAGAACGAAGGUGACUACUCGUGUCUAUAUCAAACCUUCACCAAAGAAGUCACUAGCCAAUCCAUUCCACUGCUUAUGGCGCGUGGUCCUUCUGUGACCGUACCAGCAAUCACCAGGACAAGCAUCUCACAACCAGUUGAGCUGGUGUGCAGUGCGACCGGAGUGCCACCGCCGCGGGUUCAGAUUGUAGUCUUGACUACCGGACGGACGCUGGCCAAUCAGAGCCAGGCUGUCACGGGCGACCUGCAGCAUGGCCGCCAGGCGACUGUAGCCACGUGGCGGGAGGAGUACGCCACUCUAAGUGCAGACGGGCAGUACGCAUGUCUUGCUACUAAUGCUGUCGGCCAGCAGAGACAAGAGGCAAACAUCACCGUACAGUACCCGGCCAUUGUUCAAAGUCUCCAGCGAUCCCCGGUGGAACAUCCCGUGUCCGGACUGGACACCUUGGUACUCAGCUGCACGGCACAGGGAAAUCCCCUACCGUCAGUGUCAUGGUCGCUGAACCAGACUGACUACCCAGCUUUCCAUAGUGCCGCCGCGGCCGUCGGCAAUGCGGCCCUGCGCGAGAACGCCAGCGUUGAGACGAGCGUCGCUAGCGAUGAUCACAUGAUCACCAGCACACUCACCAUUCGUACACCGUUGCUUAGCAACAGUGGUGUGUACCGGUGCCGGGCUAGCAAUGUGGCCGGAGGCGGGGAGAGAUAUCAAAGUAUUGUUGUAAUCGUACCUCCAACUCCGCCGCGUGACUUGACAAUAGCACGUACUGGACUGACUGCCGUUACUCUCUCCUGGAAUGCACCGAGUUGGUAUGGCAACGCGGAGCAUGUCCUGUAUGAGGUGUCCAUAUACGUGCACAGUGACAUGCUGCAGCAGCCAGUGGGGCAGGACACAGGUGAACGUGGCUCUCUGUACCGAGUGGACAACAGGUCCAAUAUCCACUUCAAGCCCGGAUCAUCAGGGUUCGUGUCUGUAAUCUCCAACCUGGAUGUGAACACACGCUACGGGUUUUUGGUGAGAAGUCGGAACAGAGCCGGCCCUAGCCCGGACAGUGACUACAUACAGACACAGACUCUACCUGAUGCACCUCCAGCCCCGGUAAAUAUCACUAUCAAUGACAUCAUGUUUACAUCAUUCAACGUCACGUGGCAUAUUCCAGCAGUGCUGCAAAGCCAGGGGAAAUCAUCAGAAAUACAAUUUGUAGUUCGUAUGCGCCAGCGACCUCGGUCUGGCGAGGAAGGACACAUGUUCACAGAGGUAUGCAAGACCGAAGACUUCGGGUGUGAGGUGUCAGGUCUGCGCAAGGGCAUGACGUAUCAGAUAGUCAUGCAGGCAUUCAACCGAGGUGGCAUGGGUGCACCGAGCUCUAUCAUACCCGUAGUUACCAAGACAACAGUGACGUCAUCACCUAUCUGGCGAGGUGCACGCGUGACUGGCCUAGGGUCGGUACGUCUAAUGUGGCAGAUGCCAGAAGAUACAGGUGGUAGCGAGAUUCUCUAUUGGAACUUUGCUUAUCAGCUGAUUGAUGACAAUGCUAAUACUACUGCCACUCAGCAGACCAAGAUCGAAGCCGGUAUGCUGUUCUUCCCGGUGGUGGGUUUGAAGGAGACUGAGACCUACCAAUUUGACCUGUCAGCUACCAACAGAGCGGGAGAGAGUUUAUCAUCAGCUCUCUUCUUUACAAUGCCACAUAGAGAUGACCCAAGUCAACCUGAGUCAGCGGUAGUUCAACAAACAACCCGACAAUCAAUACUGCUAACCGUCGCUGAUCGAGACACUCUAGUAUCAUCGACAAAAGAGAAGGUUGCCAUGGGGAAAAUACCUGGUGACAUCACCAUUCUAGCUAAUGACAUCAUGCCAAGCACACAGGAACAGGAGUCAUACAUCAUUCGCUAUAAGCCCUCGUUCUCCGACAGCUGGAAGUCAAUUGAAGUUGUGGAUAAAUACUCUCCCGUGUGCUUGAAUCACCUACACGCUGACACGUCAUACGUCAUACAAACUGCACUGCAGAAAGAUGGAGACAUGUCCAUAUAUAGCAUCCCAGUCACCGCUCACACUGACCAUGAAGAUGCUGUGCCGGCUCCUGUUGUCGAGGCGCUCACGCACUCAUCCAUUGAAGUAGCCUGGCCUAUGUGUGGGCCACAUUGGGAGCCAUUCUCGAUACAGCUUCAUGAGGUAGUGUUCCGUGAUGUCGUUGGUGGAGCAAUGCCCUCUGCCUCUAUAAGGGAUUGGCACAAUGCCAGACGCAUUCAAACCACCAACCAGCCCGUCGUCAUUGACAACCUACGGCCCAGCUCCGUGUAUCAAGUGCGACUGGUGGUUCACUACCCCCAGACCGUCCGCUACUCGAAGAACGUCACUGUUGCCAUGCCAGCCGAGAGGCCGAGAGACGACACAUCAGGUGGCAGGGGCAAAGAUGGAACGUACAGCGUAUCAUCCAAGAUGUCCGUCGGUAUCAUUUCGUUUGCUGGUGGCGGCGGCUUGCUACUCGCUCUGGUGCUGGUCGUCGGUCUGCUGUUGUGGAGGAGAUAUCGUCUCAGGAGGGACAGCAUCAACAAAGCGUUUGUGAAUGUUCCUGGUGACACGGCUACGCCGGGAUGGACAUCUGACCACCUGAUGGUGACUAACCAGACAUCAUACAAUCCACACAGCGCUCGCACACCAAUGGAUGAAGUUCUGAACAAUGAGCUAGCCCUUACGGGGUCUCGGACACCCUCGUUUGUCGUCGCUUCCUACCGACCAUCUAUUAGUAAUUCAUUUGACGGGCGGCUAGAAACAGACACACCACACACAACGCCAGCAGCAGCAGCAGCAGCAGCAAUACCUCCAGUAGCAGCAGUAGCAGCAGUACCAGCAACAGCAACAUUGUCAUCCAUUUCUGACACGUCUUUCCCACCAGCACCGGUCGACACAGGAAUGCCAGCCAAGGCUGAUUUGGAGGCAGAACUCAGCUACGCCGUACUGAACCUAGCGACUCCGAGCAAUGGUGACAACACUGCAGUCCAUCGCACAGACAGCGAGACCGUGGAAUACGCACACAUUGCGCAGUGUCUAGUAAGCGAGACCACACCGCCCAAACUGCUCAGAACGGCAACGCAGGAGAGCACCGCGGCGUCCUUCAGCGAGAGCGAUGUUGAAGCCAGUCAUUACUAUGACCAGCCGGAAGCUUUUGAAGAUGUGAACACUGGCCAGCAACAGGGCUUUGAAGAAGUAGUGCAGGACACCAUCAAGGACGCCAUCUAGAUCACAUAUUUACUACAUGCUUUCUUCUUUUUCUUUUUUAACUAUAAGAGAUACAAGUUCAAUUCAGUGAAAACAAGUCUACAGGGGAAAUGAUUUAGUUGCAACUCCAUAAUAUCAUAGACGGCAAUAUCGACGAAAUUAUCAGGCAAAAAUCCAGUUUUCAAUGAAUUAUUUUCUAUGCUGUAUAUCAAGAGACAUUGUGUAUUCUUGUGCAGCAGGUUGUAAUACCGACUAUAAUACCUGCACGUAAAUGUGCUACAAAGCCAUGUCACACUGUACACACUGUACAUAACUCAUCUCCCUUUCCUUACACAGGAGAGCCCCUCGAUAGGCUUCUGCAGCCUUAAAAAUCAAUCAAUAACAUUAUUUAUGUCUGUGACAUGCAUUCUGUUGUACAGUACAGCAUCCCCUGACAGCGUUCAUUGCAACCCAACUGCUUGCCAAAACGAUUCUAGUAUAACAUUAAAAGCAGCUUAUUAUAUUUUUCAACUGUGCAAGUGUGUCGAUAGGUUUACGAGAAGUGCACCAGUUUUCUCCCCAUGUUCUCGAGCACAUCACGUUUUUGUUUAUCUGCACCCUGAGUCUCAGAAGCAUUUUUAUAGUUUAUCACUGAUAAGAUACUGUAUCCAUAUAAUUAUGAAUAACUUACGCUAUUAAUUUAAUUACAGUCAGUAUCGCCUAUAGCGUUGGUGUUUGAUUUUGAGCAUUUUAUCACUAUAAGCGAUAUAUUACUAUGA